Molecule: messenger RNA, 2891 nt
Organism: Chinchilla lanigera (long-tailed chinchilla)
Lineage: Eukaryota; Metazoa; Chordata; Mammalia; Rodentia; Chinchillidae
Product: steroid 21-hydroxylase
Exons: 10
Coding region: 1316-2794 (492 amino acids)
Biological process (GO): hormone biosynthetic process; progesterone metabolic process
Molecular function (GO): iron ion binding; steroid 17-alpha-monooxygenase activity; heme binding
Source: RefSeq, a predicted model, not a curated record
UCCUGAGUGCUGGGAUUACAGGCAUGCGCCACCACACCCGGCUCCAACUCCCUUUGCUAAACCCUUAACUACCCCCUUACCGGAGGGUCCCUGCCUCAGCUGGCCCAGUGUACCCCACUCCUGUGUGCAGCUGUAAAGUAGGGCUGGGCCCUGAGCCAGCUGUGGCCACAGCUGCUUGCUGUCUGAUUGCAGAACAUGGCUACGGAGCUGUUUACAGAGGACUUGGGGUGGAGGUCACAUCAGUUGUGCUGGGAAGCCACCUUCUCCCGGGCUGUGCCCUGAGGGCAGCCCUGUCCUGCCCGGUCAGGAGGCGCUGGGAGAGGAGGGGUGACAGAGAAGGGAGCUGCCGCUGCCUGGGCCUUUUCUGUCCUCCCCUGCGAGGCCCUCCUCUGCAUUCCUGUCCUUAGGUUCUGGAGCCACCCCUGAACUCAGAGCGCAGGGUUUUCCUUUUUGAGUCAGGUCUCGCUAUGGAGCCCAGGCUGGCCUUGAACUCACAGUGGUCCUCUGGCCUCAGCCUCCUCAGGGCCGGGAUUGCAGGCGUGCGCCGCUGUGCCUGGCUCAUAUGAGAAUUCUUGUUUUUAUCACAAGCCAGCUCAAGUUGGCCCCCUUUCCUCGCAACCAUAGAGGUCCUCUGCGGCCGUCCAGCUGCGCUCUGGGCCAGCCACUUGGCCUCUUCCCUUGGGCUCUCAUCUGUGAAAUGGAGCCGAUAGCAGCGUUCUGAGCCUACCAUGCCACUGGGGCUUGAGUCAGAACAGUGUUGUGACGCUAGGUGCUCCCACACGGGGACCCCCCCUCCACCUUCUGCAGCCUUGGCGGGGACUGGUCCUCGGAAGGAGGGCAUAGGCUCUGCUGGAUGCUCCAGGCCGGCCAGCCCGCCCUACCUGUAAGUGAAACCACCCCAAAAAGGAACGAAAACCUCGAGCAAGUCACUUCCGCCUCACUUCGGUCCUCGGCGGUCCCAGAGGGCGUAUCAGGCAGGGACUGGCAUGCUCCUCUUGGAGACACAGUCGUUCCAAUGAGCUCCUCUCAGCUGGGCUGGCGAGGGACCCGCUGUCCCAGGUUGACAGACUUGGUUCUGACUGCAGAAAGGUCAGGGCCCCCGUUUUCUUGAUGGAUGUCUUCUUGCUCUUUGAAACGCGAACUCCCCAAGGCCAGCCAGACCGGUGCAUUUCCGAAACGGCCGACCCUGUGGGUUGGGACAUGUGACGGGACUUGACGGAGAGAUCAAGCAGGGCCCACGACAGCCCCAGCGGAAGACGGAUGGCGGGGCUCAGGAUAAAAGCGGUGGCCCAGGGCCGUGGCUGGGUCUCGGGCCAUGCUGCUCCUCGGGCUGCUGCUGCUGGCGCUGCUGGCUGGCGCCCGCCUGCUGUGGGGCCAGUGGACGCGCAGGGGCCUGCACCUCCCGCCUCUGGCCCCCGGCUUCCUGCACCUGCUGCAUCCCAACCUCCCCAGUCACCUGCUCAGCCUCGCCCGCGAGCUCGGACCCAUCUACAGGCUGCGCUACGGGCUGCAAGAUGUGGUGGUGCUGAACUCCCAGCAGUCCAUCGAGGAGGCCAUGCUCAGAAAGUGGGUGGACUUUGCCGGCAGACCCCAGCUGCUGAGCUCCAAGAUGGUGUGUCAGCACUGCCCGGACCUGUCGCUGGGGGACUACUCCCUGCUCUGGAAGGCGCACAAGAAACUCUCGCGCUCGGCCCUCCUGCUGGGCACCCGCCACUCCAUGGAGCCGCUGGUGCAGCAGCUGGCCCAGGAGUUCUGUGAGCGCCUGGGAGCCCGGGCCGGCGCCCCUGUGGACAUCCACAAGGAGUUCUCCCUGCUCACCUGUGGCAUCAUCUGCUACCUCACCUUUGGAAGCAAGGAGGACACUUUGGUCCAGAACAUACACAGCUGUGUCCAGGACUUGAUGAAUGCCUGGGAGCACUGGUCCAUCCAAAUUCUGGAGAUCGUCCCCUUUCUCAGGUUCUUCCCCAACCCAGGUGUCCGGAGGCUGAAGCAGGUGGUGGAGGCCAGGGACCACAUCGUACAGCAGCAGCUGCGGCAGCACAAAGAGAGUCUGGUGGCCGGGCAGUGGAGGGACAUGCUAGACUACAUGCUCCAAGGGCUGGGGCAGUCCAGAAAGGACUGGGGCUCCGGACAGCUCAGGGAAGGACACGUGCACAUGGCCAUGGUGGACCUCUUCAUCGGCGGCACGGAGACCACGGCCACCACGCUCUCCUGGGCUGUGGCUUUCCUGCUCCACCACCCCGAGAUGCAGCGACGUCUCCAGGAGGAGCUGGACCUCGAGCUGGGGCCUGGUUGCUCUGCCUCCCAGCUCCCCUACAAAGACCGCAUGCGGCUGCCCUUGCUCAACGCCACCAUAGCAGAGGUGCUGCGCCUGCGGCCCGUGGUGCCCCUGGCCCUGCCCCACCGUACCACCCGGCCCAGCAGCAUCUUUGGCUAUGACAUUCCCAAGGACACGACAAUCAUCCCUAACAUCCAAGGUGCCAACUUGGACGCGGCGGUGUGGGAAAGGCCCCACGAGUUCUGGCCCGACCGCUUCCUGCAGCCGGGCAGGUGCCCCCGGGAGCUGGCCUUUGGCUGCGGGGCGCGCGUGUGCCUGGGCGAGCCCCUGGCGCGCCUGGAGCUCUUCGUGGUGCUGAGCCACCUGCUCCAGGCCUUCACAGUGCUGCCGCUGGAGGGCGCCCUGCCCUCUCUGCAGCCUCAGCCCCACAGCGGCGUCAACCUCCUCAUGCAGCCCUUUCAGGUACAGCUGCAGCCCCGGGGUCUGGGGGCCCCGGGCCCGGGCCAGGGCCAGUGACGCGCAGGACCAGAGCAGCCGGGGCCUCCAAGUCUCCUUUAUUGCUCCCAUACAAAUCCCUCCCCCCUGUAAACAUGGUGCUGUGAGAUCGCGGGCA